Messenger RNA from Rotaria sp. Silwood2, 2133 nucleotides. The record is from the annotation of a GenBank genome assembly. NCBI's taxonomy places the organism in Eukaryota, Metazoa, Rotifera, Eurotatoria, Philodinida, Philodinidae.
AUGGCGAUGGAUCAAUUUAAUAGAGAAUUAUUAAAACUGCUUUCACUUGGAAAUGACAAUCAAAAUAGCAUCAUUAGACGACUUGAUGAUCUUGCCAAACAGUUUGGAACUAUAAUGUUAGGAAAAUGGCGAAAUUUAUCGAAUAACAAAAAUUCUUUAUUGCACGAAUUAGUUGAAAGAAAAUUAGAUGAUGUGCUUCAUUACGCUAUGGGAAAAUAUGAAUUAGAUAUAAAUGUUAGACGUGGUUCGGAUGGUCUCACACCUUUUCAAUUGGCUUCAGUCAAUAAUGAUCAAACUAUGUGUAAUCUUUUGAAACAGCUGGGUGCCAAUGCAAUACAGACUGAAGAUGUUUCAAAAUGGUCGCCUGAUGCAGAUAGAGAAAAGUCAAUGAAUAUUGUAUGGAUUGAUUUAGAAAUGACAUCUAUUGAAGAACCUGAAAUUUUAGAAUGUGCUGUUAUUAUUACCGACAAGGAUCUUCAAGUAUUAGAUCGAGAGGGACUUGGUAAAUGGCACCAGGAAACAUUUGCAAAUCAAAGUCAAGGUGGGAAUGGUUUAUUUGCUGAUGUUUUAAAAUCAAGGCUUACAAAGGAACGAGUAGAAGACGAAUUAUUAACUAAACUCAAACUUUAUUGCCCGGAGAAGAUGUGUCCAUUAGCUGGUAGUUCGAUUCAUAUCGAUAAACAAGUAUUAAAACUUCAAAUGCCGAAAGUUCACGAUUAUUUACAUUAUCGAAUUAUCGAUGUCAGCUCAUUUCAAGCGAUAAUGAGAAGAUGGGCACCUUGGAUUGAAGGAAAAAUAAAGAAACAAUUGGCUAGAAAUGGUCAGGACACAGUUAAUCAUCGAGCAAUGGACGAUAUUGAAUGGUCAAUAUCGUUCAUGAAAGAAUUUCGAGUAUUUCUGGCUAAGCCAAAUGAUGUGCAUAAUCGCAAAAAUGAAGCACCGAAAAAUCGUCGCCGAAAUCAUAGUACGUCUCCAUCAAGGAGUGCACAAAAUUAUUCAGUUCCGAGAAAUCGUCAAGCUGAUAAUAAACCGCAAUUAUAUGGUGAUGAGAAACGAUUGCUUGAACGAUUAAAACAAGAGGAACAGUUUGAUGUAGAAAGUUUGAAGCUAAACAAAAAAGACCGACAAAUAUAUGAAGAAAAUCAACAUUUACGUGAAGUUUUUAGAAGCAGAGAAAAAUUACAACUUUAUCAAAAGGAUUUUACUAGUGAAAUGCGCCUUCUUGUUGCAGCGCCUAAAGAAUUCGAUAAUAAGAAUGCCGAUUCCAGAAAAAUAAACACUACCGAACAUUGGGGACAAAGAAAAUUGCUUCUAACAGAAAUAGAAUUUCUUACAAAUUACGGUGCUGAUGGGAACUAUUUGGUCAUUUAUGCUGGUGCUGCACCGGGUUCCCACUUAAAUUUUUUAAGUUUAUUAUUUCCAAAACUUGAGUUUGUUCUCAUCGAUACAACGGAGUUUGAUGUAAAACCAACAGAAAGAGUUAAAAUUCGAUCCGAAUCAUUCAAUUCAAAUUUAGCACAACAAUUUGCAGGUUUACAGCGUGAUUUAUUAUUUAUUUGCAACGUUCACACAUUCAAUGAUUACAAAAAUCAACAAGACGAUAUUAUAGAUGACAUGGAAAAUCAAAAAAUCUGGCAUAGGUUAUUGAAACCUAGCAUGUCUUUAUUAAAUUUUCGGCUGCCGCAUAAGCCUGGCGCAACUGAAUAUCUUAAAGGUACGCUUGUCAUUGAACCAUGGGCUUCGAAACGAUCGAGUGAAUGUCGAUUAAUUGUUAAGAAAGAUGCAACAGUGGCAAAGUACGAUAAUGCUUUAUUUGAGGAAGAUCUAAGUUACUUCCACAAUGUGACUAGAAUCAUGCAUUACGAACAUAACAUAGAAUAUGAUAAAGGCCAAGGCCUCGAUCAUUGUUACGAUUGUCGAGCAGAAAUCUUCAUCUUACAGCAGUAUCUAUCCAAAGUUCAAAAAAUUACAAAAGAAAGUGAUUUAGUCAUCAAAACGGUUGAAUUGUCAUCCAAUAUAUCGCGAAAUAUUGUGAAUAAAAAAAGAGAACAAGUUCUGGGUAUUGCAAGGGCACUGGACUCUAUUAAAAAAAAUGGGAUGGGUGCUUCGAAUGAACAAAAAUAUAAUUUUUGA